AUGGCGGGCCAACAGCGACAACAGCCGGGAAUCGCAGUAGGCCUCAUCGCCCAUGCGGAGAGUUGGAUAUGCGAAGAGUGUCGACGACGAAGAAUCCGCUGCGAUAGGAUAAGACCUCAAUGCACAGCGUGUGCUACAUCCGGGGUGGAAUGCAUAGUGCGAGACAGCUGUCCGCCUCGAGGGCCCAGAAAAGGAUAUCUCAAGACGCUACAGAAAAAAAUAGAGGAGCUCGAGGGCCAGUUAGAAAGACAGGGGACAUCUCCAGCACCAACCUACCAGACCGCGGACAACGACAGCGGCACAGACAACAACGAAAACCAUGCCACAACACCCGAAGCGACAGAUAUACUGCAAUGGCCGGCAGGACCGGUAGAAUUUCCAUUCCCCACGGUAGAGCCCUGGGGAUGUUUCGAUAAUCCGUAUACGAGCUCGUACUUUGAGUUGCCGCCAAUGGACGGUGUGCCAGAGUUGGUCCAAAUUCCAAUGGAACCCGGUCUCGUGAUCUCUCCCAUGAUGCAUAAUGAUUUAUAUUAUCCUCGUUGGACGACAGUGCUAAUAUGGCGAAGAGACCAGCUGUAUUUCGACCGGGCGUAUGCGUUUGCGCCAAUCAUCCAUACUCACCGCUACCGAUCAUGGUCGAAACAACCAAACAAGUGCAAAAAGAGGACAUGCCUACAGUACGCAAUGUGGACGUUGGCCUCAUCACUCUCCAGUCAGUUUCAGGUUCAAUGUCACAAGUUUUACGCGGAAACGAGGCAGCUUCUGCACGAACUCGAAGCAGAGGAGCCCUGCCACCAAAUCUCCCUAGAACAAACCCAGGCGUGGGCCUUGUUUGCAAUCUACGAGUUAACUUGCCAGGACUUCCACCGAGGCAUGAUGUCCGCCGGCAGAGCUUUUCGCUUGAUUCAAAUGAUGAGACUAUACGAGCUCGACAUGCCUCGAACCCCUCACACCAUGCAGCUAGACCAGUAUCAAAGGCCACUCACUCCGAGCCAGGAUGACUGGAUCGAUAUUGAAACAAAACGAAGGACCUUUUGGUUUGCAUAUUUAAUUGACCGCUUCACAAGUAUGGUGGAUGGGCUACACAUGUUCUUUGACGAACGGCUGAUACGAGUACGGCUGCCGACUCCUGAAGCAAACUUUGCAAGCAAUCGCCCAAAAGAGAUGGGUUUCCUCGCGGACGUGGUCCCGGAUGUCAGCGUCGAGUGGCCACAUAACAGCUUAUCGCCGUUUGCAGAGUGUAUCAUCGGUGCCACAAUGUGCGGGCGAGUCCUCCAGCAUAAGCAGAACGCCCCGAUCAGACCGUCCGAAGAGUUUUGCAGCCGACAUCGAACUCUGAAUGUACUACUGGCGCAACGGAUUAGGAUGCUGCGAAUCUACGCAUCACUGGAGUACCCGGAUCCCAUUAUCGCCUUUGUUGCCCUGGCGGCACAGAUUGAUGUGCUUAUGCUCUACGACCUCAUUGAAUCCAAGCCAUUAGGGACCGGCGUGGAAGGAACGCAGCUUGCUCGAGCCCUCCAUGCAGAGCACCAACAACAAGCCCUGGAUGCCGUGACCGAUAUCUCUCUACUAGUGGCUGUACUUGGCCAACACUUCCAGCAGAUGCACCCUUUAACCCCAAUCCUGCUCCUCCUGGGCGCCCGAUUUUCACAAUCCCCCCCCGAGCUGAAUGACGCCUAUAUCAAGCUUAUGCCCAACAUCUUGGCAAUGCUGGAAGCCUCUACGGGCCUCAAUAAGCUUGCACAGAACUACCUUCAGCUCUUAAAACCCCCGGGCGAUGUUGCAAUCUACUCAGUGCGAUAA
Penicillium coprophilum is the source of this 1803-nucleotide messenger RNA. RefSeq lists its product as uncharacterized. Lineage: Eukaryota; Fungi; Ascomycota; Eurotiomycetes; Eurotiales; Aspergillaceae. The transcript is spliced from 5 exons. Gene Ontology annotation, biological process: regulation of DNA-templated transcription; DNA-templated transcription. The record is from RefSeq and is a predicted model, not a curated record. Bases 1 to 1803 code for a protein of 600 amino acids. Gene Ontology annotation, molecular function: zinc ion binding; DNA binding; DNA-binding transcription factor activity, RNA polymerase II-specific. Gene Ontology annotation, cellular component: nucleus.